GGUUUCUGGGUAAUUGCUCUUCACUGACACCUGUGUCUUUUUCAGCGUGUAGCUGGACUCGAGGUUAACAACUGGACAUAACCAGUUUUAGAGAUCCCAUUGAGUUGAAUCUGAAAUAUUUAACAUGGGUAAACUGCACUUUUACGUCCUUGGCUCUCUGCGAGAUGCCCCCCGUCAGUUCAUUUGUAAAUCCAACCGGAAGUGCUUUCAGGCUUACAUCCCGCUGCCCCUGCCAGGGCAAUUGGUCGUUUUCGGCCUUGGAGAGUGGCCAAGCAGAGAGACUUCUGUCUCAGUCGAGGUCGUGGUGAGUGAAAAAGUCCAAGCCCAAGAAAUAGGAACGUUGUCUUCUCAAGUGAAGUGUCUCACCUGGGAAGGUGAAUGGAGGGAGGACAUUGUUACAGUUGGGGCUGAGAGAGGCAGGAGAGGAGUGUAUGGCAAGAUUGUGUUGAGAGUCUAUGGAGAGGAGAACAGCAGGGUCACCAGCAGUACACCCCAGGCUCAGAGGAAAUGUCUCCUCUCGGAGCAACACAAUGCCACAGAUCUGUCUGGCACAUUGCAUCCAAGUGUGGAAAAUGAAACCACCUCUCCCAACUCCUCACACCUGGGCGACAGUGUUUGCUUUGCUGAAAUCCAAGUUAAUAGAACUGACAGCAGUGACUCUGCUCACCCCCCAGUUUGGCCUACAGAAAAGACACCCAGACGCACAGUCAUUAGCAGGAGAGGCUGUUUGACCUGGAGCUGUGAGGGUAAUAAUGAUCUCGGAGAUGACACGGGCCGAGCCUCGACCCCCGUCAAAAGGAAACUGUCCCGGAUGAACAGCCAAGAGGAAAUGUGUGUGCAGAUCAAAAGCCAACGCAGACAAGUUUCAGCGCGUCCGUCAAAACGCUGGAGUCACACCAUGUGUCUGAGUGACCCCGACACCGCCGUUCUCGUUGGGGGGGAAACGGCGGAUCAGAGCUACUGCGCAGACUCUCUGUGGAAGCUCGAGCUGGACGGUGACUUCUGGUUUCCAAUGAGCUCCGCUGCCUCUGAAGCUGAGCCUACAUGUGCUCGAGGACACACUGCCACCUAUGACCCGGACUCAAAGGCUGUCUUUGUAUACGGUGGCCUGAGGGAGAACCAGCGCUACAAUGAGCUCCACAUCCUUAACACUUUGACCUGGAAAUGGAAAAAUGUCACUGCAAAGGGAAAUGUGCCACAUUUGGCGUACCAUUCAGCUGUGUUUUACAAGAAAGAGCUGUUUGUCUUUGGAGGAGUUCAGCCAAGCCGUUCCUUGGGGGAUAAAUGCUGCACUAAUGCUUUGUACAUAUUCAACCCAGAGUAUGAACUGUGGUACCAGCCCAUUGUGGACGGGGACAAGCCUUUGGCUCGAUUCGGGCACUCGGCCACACUUCUUUCUCAGAAGCUGGUCAUAUUUGGUGGACAGAAAUCGGCCGCCUACCUCAAUGAUCUUCAUGUUUUGGAUCUAGGAUUCAUGGAGUACACAGCUGUGAAGAGUGCCAACAUGCCGCCGUUGCCUCGAGGGUUUCAUGCGGCACUCCCCGUGUCUGACAACAGGAUUCUGGUGAGCGGAGGCUGUAGUGCAGUGGGAGCUCUCCAGGAUCUUCAUAUCUUCAAUAUGGACACCUGCAUGUGGAGUUCGGUGGCAUCGCCUCUGCUUUGCUCCAAGCCUCGAGCUGGACACAGCAUGAUCGACUUGGGCAGCAGAAACCUAACUGGUGUUAAGGGGAACACGCAACACGGAAACCUCAAUCUGCUGUGUUCUGUGCUGGUGUUCGGGGGCUCAGACUGCUCUGGUACCUUCUACGACGACACAGUCAAGUGCACUGUGGAGAUUAGUGUUGACAAGUGAUCAUUUCAGAUGGAAGCUGAUUUGUGUGAAAUGGAAAAUUGUUUUAUUUGAAUCCUAAAUGAAUUCCUUCUGUUUUUAGGCAGACGUGAAAGCUGUAAUCCUUGAGGCUUCGCAGUUUGCAUAACAAAUCUCACACCUGGUUGUUUUACAUAUGUAUUUUAUUUUCUUUACAUGUAUUUAUGAAUGAUUAAACACUGUGACAAACUACUAAUAUAUAUGACAAAA
This is a messenger RNA of Oryzias latipes (Japanese medaka), 2077 nucleotides long. RefSeq lists its product as uncharacterized. Gene Ontology annotation, molecular function: protein binding. NCBI's taxonomy places the organism in Eukaryota, Metazoa, Chordata, Actinopteri, Beloniformes, Adrianichthyidae. The record is from RefSeq and is a predicted model, not a curated record.